CACAUAAAUUUGUAGUAUAAAAACUUGCUCUAAAGCCUAAAGUUUAUUCUUUUUUUGAUUCUACUUGAUCCCUUUGUUCUCUUUUCUUCAACCCCACCCAACUAAUUUGGGUUCCUUCUCUUUUACCACAAAAAUAACCUUCUAAAAAUCAAAGUGUUCUUAAUCAACAACUUUAUCCAUUUGUACGUUGUAGUUCCUUUAAAUUAUUGGGUUUUAAGCAAAUUAACCAAUCAAAAUGAGGGAUUUUUUGGAUAAUCUAGAGAAAUGUCAACAAUAUAUCAAUUCUUUGGAAGAAGAAAGAAAAAAAAUUCAAGUUUUUCAGCGUGAGCUCCCUCUUUGCUUUGAGCUUGUUACACAAGCAAUUGAGGCAUGUAAGCAACAAUUAUGUGGAACAACAACAACAACUACUACACUCACAACAGAGUGUCUAAAUGGUCAUCAUUCAGAGUGCUCAGAAAAAACAUCUAGUGAUGGUCCAAUUUUGGAGGAAUUUAUGCCUUUAAAAACAUGUUAUUCUUCAGAUGAUGAACAUGAAUCAGAAUCACACAAGCCUCUAAUAAAUAAAUCAGGGAAGAAAUCAGACUGGCUUAGAUCUGUUCAGUUAUGGAACCAAUCCCCAGAUCCACCCACUUCUCAACAGGAAAAUCAGCCGAAAAAAGUAACGGUAGUAGAAGUUAAAAGAAAUGGGAACGGAGGUGCAUUUCAUCCAUUUCAAAAGAACAGUAAUAAUGCAAAUGAAAAUAAUGAUAUUAACAUUAAUAAUGAUAACAAUAAACAACCAAUAUCUACACCGGCGGGCUCGGCUUGCUCGAGCGCUCAGGACGCCGACAUGAUGCCGAGUAGUAACGGCGGCAGUAAGAAAGAAAAAGAUGGACAAGGAGUUAGGAAAGCGAGGAGGUGUUGGUCUGCUGAGUUGCAUAGAAAGUUCGUACAUGCCCUUCAACAACUUGGUGGUUCUCAUGUAGCAACUCCAAAGCAAAUAAGGGAAAUGAUGAAAGUGGAUGGACUUACCAAUGAUGAAGUUAAAAGCCAUUUGCAGAAAUAUCGUCUCCACACAAGAAGACCAAGUUCAACCGUCCCUAACAACACCAAUUCACAAGCUCCUCAAUUCGUAGUAGUCGGCGGCAUAUGGGUUCCACCCCCCACAACCACCGCAGGAGACACCACUGCCACAAUCACAACUCCUAGUAACAUCUAUGCCCCCAUCGCAACCAUGGCAACGCCACCUUCCACAAUGCACCAAUCAUCGGCGCAUAAGCAAGCAAGCCAUUCAAUAUGUGAGGAAAGGGCAGCGAGUCAUAGUGAUGGAGGUGCUCAUUCUAAUUCUCCGGCUACAUCGUCUUCUACGCAUACAACCACGGCUUCUCAUUCACAUUAGUGUGUCUUUUCUAGUGUUAAUUUUACUAUAAAAUUGUAGAUUUUUUGUGUAUGUUACACAUUAGAAAUUUAUUAGAUGUAGCUUUUUUUUAUGAUGAGGAAAUUAAAAGGUACAUAAUUAAGAUGUACGUUGAUUUAUAAAAUGUGGCUUUAGAUUCUUUGUACCAUUUACUUUUUUUUGA
Amaranthus tricolor (Joseph's coat) is the source of this 1559-nucleotide messenger RNA. RefSeq names its product transcription factor HHO2-like. The coding region runs from base 236 to 1378 and encodes 380 amino acids. Gene Ontology annotation, molecular function: DNA binding; DNA-binding transcription factor activity. The record is from RefSeq and is a predicted model, not a curated record. NCBI's taxonomy places the organism in Eukaryota, Viridiplantae, Streptophyta, Magnoliopsida, Caryophyllales, Amaranthaceae. The transcript has 5 exons. Gene Ontology annotation, biological process: regulation of DNA-templated transcription.